Molecule: messenger RNA, 522 nt
Organism: Arvicola amphibius (Eurasian water vole)
Lineage: Eukaryota; Metazoa; Chordata; Mammalia; Rodentia; Cricetidae
Gene: Plac1
Product: placenta enriched 1
Exons: 1
Coding region: 1-522 (173 amino acids)
Source: RefSeq, a predicted model, not a curated record
AUGAAGCUCUUCAAGUUCCUCGCAACGAUGGUCUUCUUCUCCUUUAUGCUCUACAACUACUCGGAGCAAAAUCAGGUGGAUGUGCUGUGCUCGACCGAUUGGUUCAUGGUCACAGUCCACCCCUUCUUGCUGAAUAAUGAUGUGUACGUCCACUUUUAUGAGGUGCAUUUGGGCCUGGGAUGUCCUCCCAACCAAGUUCACCCACACUUCUACGAGUUUACCUACCGCGUCACGGAAUGUGGCAUCCGUGUCAAGGCCGUCUCUCCAGAUGUCGUUAUCUACAGCUCGGAGAUUCACUACGCUUCCAAGACCUCAUCAUCCAGAUAUGUGAUCCCCGUGUCGUGUGCUGCCCCUCGACGGUCCCCUUGGCUCACCAAGCCCUACUCCACGAAAGCUGGAAACAACAACAAUGCCGCGACCCCGAAGAAUGGGACGAGCUACCACGUGUUCAGCUUGCCAGAGCUGAGCCAGCAAGUUAACUGCAGCUGUCCGCCUUCUGUCUUCGAGCAAAAGAGCAUGUAA